Molecule: messenger RNA, 2842 nt
Organism: Nasonia vitripennis (jewel wasp)
Lineage: Eukaryota; Metazoa; Arthropoda; Insecta; Hymenoptera; Pteromalidae
Product: glucose dehydrogenase [FAD, quinone]-like
Exons: 5
Coding region: 428-2464 (678 amino acids)
Molecular function (GO): flavin adenine dinucleotide binding; oxidoreductase activity, acting on CH-OH group of donors
Source: RefSeq, a predicted model, not a curated record
ACCGCUUGCACAGAUAUCCGUUUAGUGACCGCUUGGUAGUGCGAUGUUCCGCGUUUCUGCGAAUUCGGCCGGGAUGUAUCAGUUGUAAAUUGUGUAAAUAGUCGUGUACACUUUUUUAUUCGAUCGAUGUUGGGACUUUUUUAAAUUAUGCUUUUUGCACAACGAAGUGAAGUGGCAAUUUUUGUGAUUAUGAAUAGAAUGUUUUAAAUAUUGGAUUUAAAAUUAAGAGUGCAGCGAUUGUCAUUGUAUUACAUUUUUUGGAAAAUUGAAUAGUUUGUGGAAUUCUGUCAUGAAAUUCAAAGUGAUGAAAUAAUUUUGCUGAAGAAGCGAAAAAGCAUACCCGAGAUAGAUAUGCCGUGAUUCGAUUCUACGACAAACCCCAUUCCCUGUUACCACUCCCCAUAAAUCAUCCAAUAAAAACCCACUGAUGUCUCUGAUCGGUUCGUACUCGGCAGCGCGGAUCGCUGCGCUGACCUACGGCCCAGAGUUGGCCUUUCUCGUUUUCCUGCGCUUCCUGAUUGUCCUACUGCGCCGAGACAUCGUGGACCGCGAGCAUCGGAUCCGUCCACGAUCCGCUUCGGAGUUGUUCGCGCGCUACGAUUUCAUCGUCAUCGGGGCGGGAUCGGCUGGUUCGGUCGUCGCGAGUCGGCUCUCCGAGAACCCGGAAUGGACGAUACUGCUGCUCGAAGCCGGUAGCGAUGAGACCCUUCUCUCCGACGUGCCCAUGAUCUUUCCUACGCUUCAGCAUACCUCGAUGGACUGGCAGUUUAAGUCAGAGCCGUCGUCCACCUACUGCUUGGCUAUGAAGGAUGGCAGGUGUAACUGGCCCAGGGGUAAAGUGCUGGGUGGCAGCUCGGUGCUGAACGCGAUGUUGUACGUCAGAGGGAACAGGAGGGAUUACGACAGUUGGGCAGCUUUGGGAAACGAGGGCUGGAGUUAUGAAGAGAUCUUGCCCUACUUUAUGAAGUCGGAGGACAACAGGAUCGAGGAGCUCAGAGACUCGCCGUAUCACGCCGAAGGCGGACCGUUGACGAUCGAAGAGUUCAGGUUCCAGAGUCCAAUAGCGGAGUACUUCCUGAGGGCCGGCCGUGAUUUGGGCUACGACGUGGUGGACGUGAACGGUGCUCGUCAGACCGGUUUCACUUACUCCCCGGGCACUCUGCGCGACGGUCUGCGCUGCAGCAGCUCCAAGGCAUUCCUUCGGCCCUGUCGCGAUCGCGACAACCUGCACGUGGCGACGCGCAGCUUCGUUGAGCAGAUUCUUGUGGACGAGAACUCGAAAAGAGCUCAUGGCGUGAAAUUCCGUCGAGGCCAGCUAAGGUACUCGGUCCAAGCUAACUGCGAAGUCAUCCUGGCUGCCGGUUCAGUUCAAUCACCUCAGCUGUUGAUGCUCUCGGGAAUCGGACCAGGACACCAUCUGCAAGAGAUGGGGAUACCCGUAGUACAGCACUUGCCUGGAGUUGGCCAGAAUCUGCAGGAUCACGUGGCUAUGGGCGGACUGACGUACUUGAUCGAUCCUCCGAGGGAUGUGUAUGGAAAGAGGGAGUUCUCGUUCGUGCUUCCCAAACUGCUGAACUUUCGCUCGAUUUUUGACUUCACAAGGAAUGGCACAGGCCCUCUGUAUCUCGUGCCUGAGUGUGAGGCUAUGGCUUUUGUCAAUACCAAAUAUAACGUAGCAUCCGUAGAGGACGAUUACCCAGACGUUCAACUAUUCCUCGCAUCAGCGGCAGACAAUGCGGACGGUGGACUCUACGGUAAACGAGGUUGUGGCCUCGGCGACGACUUCUUUGCUGGGCUGUUCGAGGAUAUUCUCUACCAGGACAGCUACGCGGCGGUUCCUCUUCUUCUCAGACCGCGAAGUCGGGGUUACAUCAAGCUGCGCAGUGCUGACCCCGCUGACCCACCAGUGAUUGUGCCUAAUUACUUCAACGAUCCCUAUGACCUCGAAAUACUGGUAGAGGCGGCAAAACUGGUACACCAGCUGAGCGAGGGCCCGACCAUGCGCUCGAUCAACGCCCGACCGAACGACAACGUCAUCAAGGAGUGCAGCCACCUCGAGUUCAUGAGCGACGAGUAUCUGCGCUGCCAGGCCCGGCAUUACACAAUGACCAUAUACCACCCGGCCGGCACUUGCAAAAUGGCACCCGCACAAGACCCGAUGGCUGUGGUGGACUCGAGGCUACGCGUACACGGGAUCGCGGGUCUGAGGGUCAUCGAUGCCUCGAUAAUGCCGAACAUCGUCACGGGCAACACCAACGCGCCGACCAUCAUGAUCGCCGAAAAGGGCGCCGACAUGAUCAAGCAGGACUGGCAGCAUCAUCAUCAUCAUCCGCGGCGCAGACGAACCAGUGAGAAACUGAAGCCCGACCGACAGCGCCGCAAGGAUUACGCUAGAAGAAAGACUGCAUCGCUGAAUCCUCUGGUGCAGAGGUACAGCGUGCUGGAGUCGGCUUGGUACGGCUAACAGUCUCGUUGCGAAAUGAGCGGAGAAUCAAAUUAAUGGUUAUUCGCGCAUAAGAAGUGCCAGAUGAAACAAGGAGCGGAAAUUCAAAGUGUGUUAAGCCAUGAUCGCGCACGAGGAUAAAACUUAUACAGACAAUAAGUUUCGUUCUGACACUCGAGAAUUAAUUAUAUAUUUUAUUAUAUCUCCCACUCGUUGUGUAAAUAUGUACUCCAAUGUUAUUGCUGUAACACUGUAAAUAUUGUUAUUAUCGUGCGCGUUAGAAAGUCAUAUCGGCGAACAAGGCAUCGCACUGUUAUUCGCUGUGCUAUUAUUAUUUUUUACAUAUAAGCCUGAUCCAUUCUCGCAUAAUCAAUAAAAUGAAAAGCCAUAAUCCAUAAA